AUGGUGCCUCUCACGCCGAAGCCCUUUUUGAGCAGUAUAACUGGCAAGAAAGUAAUCGUAAAACUUAAAUGGGGCAUGGAGUACAAAGGAUAUUUGGUCGCUGUGGAUCGCUAUAUGAAUCUUCAGCUCCAUAGUACCGAUGAGUAUAUCGACAACUGCUUUACCGGAAGCCUGGGAGAAGUGUUGAUUCGCUGUAACAACGUUCUCUACAUCAGAGAAUGCGAAGACGAUUCAAAAACCGAUAUGGAAUCAAGUGCUAGGGUGGGAUUCUCGGUGGAACAUCGGCGGCUGCUUCAGACUCCAACUAGCUUUACUACAGUAGCCAUUAGGAGUGAGGUUCCGCGUAUAUCAGCAUAG
Molecule: messenger RNA, 357 nt
Organism: Echinococcus granulosus
Lineage: Eukaryota; Metazoa; Platyhelminthes; Cestoda; Cyclophyllidea; Taeniidae
Product: putative small nuclear ribonucleoprotein F
Exons: 2
Coding region: 1-357 (118 amino acids)
Biological process (GO): spliceosomal snRNP assembly; mRNA splicing, via spliceosome
Cellular component (GO): catalytic step 2 spliceosome; U1 snRNP
Molecular function (GO): RNA binding
Source: RefSeq, a predicted model, not a curated record